Molecule: messenger RNA, 2066 nt
Organism: Pundamilia nyererei
Lineage: Eukaryota; Metazoa; Chordata; Actinopteri; Cichliformes; Cichlidae
Gene: ahsa1b
Product: AHA1, activator of heat shock protein ATPase homolog 1b
Exons: 9
Coding region: 201-1220 (339 amino acids)
Biological process (GO): positive regulation of ATP-dependent activity; protein folding
Cellular component (GO): cytosol
Molecular function (GO): ATPase activator activity; protein-folding chaperone binding
Source: RefSeq, a predicted model, not a curated record
UUUUUUUACCUCCUUCCACAACGUUCCGUUUCCAGCAUUUUCUGUGCUCGGCGAGUAAACGCAGGAGCACCGCUUGAGAGCCCGCAGCAGCCAGAGGCUUCUAGAAACAGCGUGCGCAUCGGUGGAUAGUCACCGGCAGACACCUGCUUUCUGCUUUUAACAUUACACAGUUAAACGUUUCUUAUUAUUUAUUCAACAAAAUGGCGAAGUGGGGAGAAGGAGACCCUCGUUGGAUUGUAGAGGAGAGAGCUGAUGCGACUAAUGUCAACAAUUGGCAUUGGACGGAAAGAGAUGCAACAAACUGGUCAUCAGAUAAGUUAAAAUCUCUGCUUCUUGGAUUGAGCGUGGAGAAUGAGGAGGGAACGUGUGAAGUGACAGAAGUCAGCAAGGUGGAAGGAGAGGCCUCGAUUAAUAACCGCAAAGGGAAACUUAUUUUCUUUUAUGAGUGGAACGUGAAAGCUACUUGGACUGGAAAGUCAAAAGCAGGAGUCGAGUAUAAAGGAACAAUUGAAGUUCCAAACCUGUCUGAUGAAAAUGACAUGGAGGAUCUUGAUAUUUCUGUAUCGUUGAACAAAGAUGAACCCGACACGCUGCUGAUGAACCUGAUGAAAACGAAAGGAGUGGAUAAAUUCCGCGACGCAUUGCAGAGCUACGUUGGGUUCUUAAAAACAGAAUUCACACAGGGGAUGAUCCUACCCACAGCCAAUGGUGUGGCCAAACCACAGUCCACAUCACAGUCCAAAGCUAAGCUGGAUAAAACUGAGAUUUCCUCCUCUGCCAGCACAGCCACUCCCGUCAACACCGGCGUCAAGAUCCCCACCUGUAAAUUUACACUGAAAGAAACGUUUCUCACCUCACCAGCUGAACUCUACAGGGUCUUUCUGAACAAAGAGAUGGUUCAGGCGUUCACGCGUGGUUCAGCCACAGUGGAUGGAGAGAAGGGCGGAAAGUUUCGUCUGCUAGAUGGAAAUAUUCUGGGCGAGUUCACAGAGCUGGUUCCAGAUGAGAAAAUAGUUAUGAAGUGGCGGUAUAACACCUGGCCCUGUGAGCACUACGCCACGAUCACAAUGACGUUCUUGGACCGGAGCAGCGAGACAGAGCUGAAGGUGGAGUAUCGAGGCGUCCCAAACAGCCAGGAGGAGCAGACGAAAGAGGGCUGGAAGAGAUACUACUUCGAAUCUAUUAAACAGACAUUUGGCUACGGAGCACGGCUCUUCUGAAAACUGUGUACUGUAGUGCUGUUUUGUUUUGGUUUUCUUUCCUGUUUUGGAUUUUUAAUCUUUUGUCCUUCGAUCUCUGGCACAUCCGACUGUAAACUCAGCACGACUUAACAGAAGAGACAGCAUAAGUGAGGCCAAUCCAUCACCUCUCUGUGUGUAAAUGUUUUCUUUUCUGAGCAUAUUUAAAAUCAAUCUUUGUUUCUGUUCCUCCUCCUUCAGUAUUUGGAUCAGUUGUUCAAAGGAGAAUGAAUGGACCGUGCCUUUGGGACUCGGGAUAAAUAAUGGAUUGAAUAAAACAAAGGGAUCUAUCGCACCACUACUUCAAAUUGGCCUCCACGUCUAUAAAUAUGUAAUUAUUGCAGGAGAUAAACAGAAAUGUUUUCUUUUAUUUGAAAAACAAUGUUUAAAAAAUGAAUGUUUAUUUUUUACUUGUAUUGCUCAUUUUGAGUCAUUGUAGUGAAGAUGCAUGUUUUCAUUCCAAACUGCCCCCCAUGUGGAAGAAUGACGUCCGAUCACCUGCAGCGGAGCAGGACUGUACUCCAGCUUGUUCCUCUGAGACUAGAUUGGAUGCUCAUUACAAGUGUAGCGUCUGUCAGCGUGGAUCAGCAGGAGGAACAUUAGCGAACCUCAUCAGUGCUGGGACAUGGAAACAGUCUCACCUCCUCAUGCAGGUCACUGCGUAGCAACUGAAGAGAGAUGUUUUUGCUUUAUUUGGUUUCAAAAUGUUAAAAAAAAAAAAAUCCAGUAAAAAUAACCUUUCAGAACAGAGUGCAUCUAUUUAUUCCUCAUUUCAAGCCAUCACAGUGUAAAAAGGUUAGUUUACUGGAAUAAACCAAUCCCUAUAUG